Phoenix dactylifera (date palm) is the source of this 2241-nucleotide messenger RNA. RefSeq lists its product as uncharacterized. Gene Ontology annotation, molecular function: GTPase activity; GTP binding. The record is from RefSeq and is a predicted model, not a curated record. NCBI's taxonomy places the organism in Eukaryota, Viridiplantae, Streptophyta, Magnoliopsida, Arecales, Arecaceae.
AAACAUCCCCAGCUAAAGAUUUCUAAGCAUUUUUCGCCUACUAAUGGACCGUCUCUCUCCUCUAGCCACCAGCGCCGCAUCCCCCAGGGCUCCCACUGGUCGAAACCCUCCCUCCUCGCGAUAAAACCGUAGGCGCCCGAGCGGAGGGCUCGAGAGGCCCCUUCGCUGCCCUCGCGAAGAGAUGGAGGAACGUGCGAGAGCGGAGAUCGCUCACCACCCCCCCGCCCUCGUCGACGACGUCGAGAUCAACGACUGGAGCAAGGAGGAGGACGAGCCCAUGGCGGAGAAUCCGCCCCCUUCCGCCGAUGAAACCCUAGCGCCUCCUCCCUCCGAAGAUGUGAAAGUGAUUCAGUCAAACCUUCAGUCAUUGCAGUUGGAAACAAAAGUGAAAGAUAAGGAGGCGGCUGCAACUGAGGAAGUUGAAGAGCUGGAUGAAAAGAAAGAAGACAAGAAGCGGCACCUAAAUGUUGUUUUCAUUGGUCAUGUUGAUGCUGGUAAGUCUACAACUGGAGGCCAGAUACUUUUCCUCAGUGGUCAGGUUGAUGACCGAACUAUACAGAAAUAUGAGAAGGAAGCAAAAGAUAAAAGCAGAGAAAGCUGGUACAUGGCUUAUAUUAUGGACACAAAUGAGGAAGAGCGCAUAAAGGGAAAGACUGUGGAGGUUGGCAGAGCUCAUUUUGAGACAGAAAAUACAAGAUUCACAAUUUUAGAUGCUCCGGGUCAUAAAAGUUAUGUGCCAAACAUGAUCAGUGGUGCAUCUCAAGCUGAUAUUGGAGUUCUGGUCAUAUCUGCUCGUAAGGGUGAAUUCGAAACUGGAUUUGAAAAAGGAGGACAGACUCGUGAGCAUGUACAACUUGCAAAAACUUUGGGUGUUGCUAAGUUGGUUGUUGUUGUCAACAAAAUGGAUGAACCUACUGUGAAAUGGUCCAAAGAAAGGUUUGAUGAAAUAGAGAGUAAGAUGGGUCCUUUCCUCAAGUCUUCAGGUUACUUAAGGAAAGAUGUUCAAUUUCUUCCUAUCUCUGGUUUGGUGGGUACCAAUAUGAAGACUAGAGUGGAGAAAAGCAUUUGUGAUUGGUGGAAUGGUCCAUGCUUGUUUGAAGUUCUGGAUUCAAUUGAAGUUCCUCCACGGGAUCCUAAAGGUCCUCUCAGGAUGCCAGUCAUUGAUAAGUACAAAGACAUGGGGACUGUUGUGAUGGGAAAAAUAGAGUCCGGAAGUAUUCGUGAAGGUGACAACUUGUGGGUCAUGCCCAACAAAGCUAAUGUAAAAGUGAUUGCUAUUCAUUGUGAUGAAAAUAAAGUAAAAUGUGCGGGGCCUGGUGAGAAUGUCCGGGUCAAAUUGUCAGGGAUUGAAGAGGAGGAUAUCAUUGAAGGUUUUGUCCUUUCAGGCAUUGCAAAUCCAAUAAGUGCUGUUACUGAAUUCAAUGCCCAGUUGCAGAUUCUUGAAUUGCUUGACAAUGCGAUUUUUACUGCUGGUUACAAGGCAGUAUUACACAUCCAUGCAAUUGUUGAGGAGUGUGAGAUUGUAGAUCUUAUAGAAGAAAUUGACACAAAGAAAAAGAACACUGAUCCUAAGAAAAAGAAGCCAAAGAGAAAGCCUUUUGUUAAGAAUGGUGCUGUUGUUCUCUGCUGCAUUCAGGUGAAUAACUUGAUAUGCAUCGAGAAGUUUUCCGAUUUUCCCCAGCUUGGAAGGUUUACCCUUCGUACUGAAGGGAAAACAGUUGCAGUAGGGAAAGUUGUUGCACUUCCUCCUCCAGGAAGGUCGGCUUUUGCAUCUUAAACAAAUUUUGGUUUAGAAGGAAGAGACAUUUCUGUACUACCAGAGAUCAUCAAGUUUAUGAGUACAGUUAUUCAAUAACAUGAGCUUAAUUUCUGAAGCAGCCUUGUGGUUUCCAUGGUUUUCACUUAGAGCAACAAAAAGAUAAACAAGAUGGAUCUUGCUUCUUAUUUGCGGUAGAAAGGGGCGUUGUGAUUAGUGUUUUGAUUUGAGCUUGUGUCAUUUCUUUUAUGAGGUGAAAUACCAUUCACCCUUUGCUGGGUGUGAAGCUAAAACCGCUUGAGCAUGGCUUGUCUACACUUGCUUUACAGUUUUUUAUACGUGUGUCCUAGCAAUUUUUCUACAGUUGUGGCAAAAGGAAUCAUUAUUAUUAGUAUGAUUUAGCUUGUCAUUUAUUUUAUUAUGUGUAAUACCAUUCAUCCUUCACCGAGUGCGAGCUAAAUUUACUUGAGCAUAGUUUGCCUCUA